UUUUGACUAUGGAAAACAAAAAUAAAUUUCUUCAAGAACGUGUUGAUGAUUUGACUGCAAGGGAAGCUGAAUUUGGAAUGGAAGUUAUUCAAAUUCGGACAGAUUUCAACCGACUUCGGGCAGAUUUUAAUGAGUUAAUUGAGGAUGUUACUGAGGCGAAAAAUAAAAUUUACAAAUGGAAGAAAAUUUUGAUUAUUAUUAUGUUUAUAAAUUGUUUUAUUAUUUGUUUUUGGGUUUAUCGUAUGUUUUCGCAUUAA
Messenger RNA from Meloidogyne enterolobii, 257 nucleotides. The record is from the annotation of a GenBank genome assembly. NCBI's taxonomy places the organism in Eukaryota, Metazoa, Nematoda, Chromadorea, Rhabditida, Meloidogynidae.